UUUUGCUCCUUUACCCCCUCCCCUCCCCUCCCUAUGCAAGACACUCUCUUUCCUUCUCUUUCUUUCUCUUGAAUUUUGCUAUUAUCUUCUAUUUAUAUUAUAUUCUAUUCUAUUAUAUAUUAUAUUUUAUAUAUACAUCUAUAUAUUCUAUCAAGUUCACUUCGCAUUUCUUCAACCUUCCACAAAGACUUGAAUACCUGGACAAAAAAGAAGUCCACAAGAGAAGAAAGUAUUCACAUGAUCAAGAAACCCACAGCUCCACAUGUAAAGAGCAACGAAGGUGCAGGUGUCGUACCUGAUUUUAUUCAAAAGCUCUUUCGCAUGCUCGAAAACAAAUCAUUCAACGAUACCUUUUGCUGGGGUCCUGACGGAACAACAUUUCUGGUGAAAGACAUCAAUGAUUUCUCAAGAACAAUUUUACCAAAGCACUUUAAACACUGCAACUUUGCUAGCUUUGUUCGACAGUUGAACAAGUAUGACUUUCACAAAGUACGAAACCCAGAAGACGGCCAUCGGAUGUAUGCUGAUCAGGUAUGGGUACACCCUAAAUUCAGACGGGACCGUAAGGACCUUUUGGAAGAAAUCAGACGAAAAUCUCCAGGGAAGCCUAAAAAGGAUAAGCCUGUUUUGACAGGCGACGCAGAUGUACAGCCACUUGCUACCACAAGUACUGACCAAGAACCAUCUCACCAAUCGUCCAUCGAUAGCCUCUUGGAGCUCACCAGACACCUGCAGGCCCAGGUCGAUGGACUGAGAAAGUCCCAGACAGACAUGGAGCUUCAGAUGCAGAAGAUGAACCGUGCCGAUCAACAGAUUGCAGAUGAACUUGUCCAGUUUAACAAAAGCAUGGCUGCUAAAGACAAUCUUUUACAACAGUUUGUAAAAAUCGACACUGAAAACAAUCAGGCACAAUCGACUCAAAGGCAGACCCAGAGCCAAAACCAUCAUACAUCUACUAUAAUCAACAUGAGUUCAGUAGAAAACAACAAUCAACAAAUCUACGACACCUCCACCACCUCGACACCAACACCGACGACGAACUAUCAGGACAAUACUAUAAGUCCAAAGUUGGACCAAUCCAAGAAGCGAAAGGAUUGUGGAGGAGCGUGUGAAACCAAUGAAGAUAUCUGGUUACAGCAACAGCAACAGCAACAGCAACAGCAACAAGGCCAAAACUCAAUUCCAUCAAGCGAAACAACUGCACAAUUUAGAGAGAUCCAGGCGAUCCCAUUUGUUCAUCUAGCCAAACAAAGUUUUGAUGGCUCGUGUGGAAUGGCUCACAAUCCAGAAACAAUGGCCAUUCAUUUAGACCAAAAGAUGCCCGAAAGAGUGGCUCUUUUGACAGUAGGCCGGCUUGCAGCGACACCAAACACAGCUACGUCCAACCCAAAGGAAAUAGCGCUAAACGAUUGUGGAGAAAAGGGACAACGGCAAAUAAUGGACGCAACAACAGCAGCAACAAAAGUAUCUAUGCCAGUUUCAAUGACAAAUCCCCGGUUAAUGAACUCUGGUAGUAGUGCAACCGGAAAGGUCGCCCUUCCUGGUUGGGCUGUGUCUCCUAGAAUUCUUCUCGUUGACGAUGACUCGGUUUAUCGUGAUAUUAGUCGUAAGCUCUUGAAUACUAUUGGCUGUACAAUUGACCUGGCACAGGAUGGAUUGGAAGCCCUUCGUAAAAUGGGACUCGAGAAGUAUGAUUUGAUUCUAAUGGAUAUUGUUAUGCCUAAUCUUGACGGCAUUUCUGCAACUCGAAACAUUCGACAGUACGACGCCCUGACGCCCAUCAUUUCCAUGACCUCAAACUUUAGUGACAGUGACAUUAUGCAGUACAUCGGCAGCGGCAUGACAGACAUCCUGCCAAAGCCAUUUUCAAAAAGCACGCUUUACAAUAUUCUUGAGAAGUACUGUGCUCAUCUGCGGGCAAUCCAACGAGUUCAGGGUAGUGUAGACCCAAGUAUUGUCCACCGUAGCUUGGGAAACUUGGGACUCCUCCCACCUUCGGGCGCAACAAUAGAGACUGCUGAACUUCCAAUCUACUCAAACAAGGCAGAUACGACGUUUUCCAUGACCUCUUUUCCUUUAUCUUCAUCAUCCUCAUCAUCUUCACUCACUCCAUUCCCAGCUGCCAUGAUGGCCACAAGUCUUCCAGCACAUUUUAUUAACCCAUAUUCAUCAUCUUCAUCAUCCUCGUCUCCUUCUACUUCUUCUACGUUGUCGUCGUCGUCUUCAAAUGUCGGCAUUAUUAGCGCUGUAGCUACGUCAAUUGCUGGUUCUUCAGUCUCAACCACAUCAGCAUCCUCUACUUCUGCUCCUGCUGCAGUUUCUGGCAGUCGUGCUGGCGGAUCAAACGUGACGACUGACAUGUUCUGGUCAGUAGCCCAACCAUACCAAAACAUCUCUUCAACCUCGACUGGUGCUCGUACACUGGUCGUAGCUCCCGAAAAUGAUGGCAAGAUUGUUUGGAUUAUGCCUCCCCAGAUAAUCGAUGAAUCAUACAAAGAUACCGAGAGUUGCAAAAGGCGCAAGAUGGAAGAAUCUUAAAUCACAAAAAAAACCUUUUCUUUAGAGUACCAAAUAUAUAUCCAAAAUAUUUAUAUUAUAAAACAACAACAACAGCAACAACAACAACAGAAACCUUCAUAUACAUAUUACCAUUAUUAUUAUUAUCAUUAUUAUUAUCGUUAUUUCCAUCAUCG
This is a messenger RNA of Phycomyces blakesleeanus NRRL 1555(-), 2693 nucleotides long. RefSeq names its product heat shock factor-type transcription factor. Gene Ontology annotation, biological process: phosphorelay signal transduction system; regulation of DNA-templated transcription. The transcript is spliced from 5 exons. The record is from RefSeq and is a predicted model, not a curated record. Bases 238 to 2538 code for a protein of 766 amino acids. Lineage: Eukaryota; Fungi; Mucoromycota; Mucoromycetes; Mucorales; Phycomycetaceae. Gene Ontology annotation, molecular function: sequence-specific DNA binding; DNA-binding transcription factor activity.